Messenger RNA from Durusdinium trenchii, 1324 nucleotides. The record is from the annotation of a GenBank genome assembly. NCBI's taxonomy places the organism in Eukaryota, Dinophyceae, Suessiales, Symbiodiniaceae.
GUCGCUUGGGACGUCGAAGAAGCGUUCACGAAUGGUGGAUUUGAGAUCGAGAGGACCAUGACAACAAUGAUGCCCAGUCUUUUGAGAGAUUUGAGGAGGAUGUUCACAGGAGUGGACCAUAGUGGACCUUAAUCCAAACCAUCAAUCAUCGUCAUCAUGGAAAACAGGUCUUUGUUUCGUCGACACUUGGAUCAUCUUGGAUUCAACGUCAUGACGCUUUGUGGGAAGGUGAGGCUCUCAGAUGUAAUAUCAUGUAAUUAAUGUUAAUUUAGUAUACUAAUGUAAUAUGUAAGAUUUUAAUUUCAUGUUUUAAUUAGUGUUGGUCACCCUGGUCCGUUGUUCUUUUGAUCUGAGUACGUCCUCCACUCUGUCCCACUACCUCGCCUUGCGGAUGUGGCACGAGCCAUUUGCAGCUCGAGGGGUUCGGCCAUCGGAGAACCUCGGGGAACGCCGCUGGGAACGCCGUUCCGCGCGUUGGGCGCGCCAACGCGUGCUCACCUCAUGUCGAUGGAUACAGAGCAACUGCUGAAAAUUUCGCUGAUCUAUUCUUAUGUGCUGGCGGCCACCGUCUUUCUGGGGGGCGUGAUGGGCUUCGUCAAGGCCAAAAGCAAGGCCUCGCUGAUUGCCAGCAGCUGUGUGGCGUGUGGCAUCUUGGCACUGGACUAUGUGACGCUCGAGGUGUCAAAAUUCCAGGGCCAACUGUUGCAAGUGCUGCUUUAUGCCCUUGUGUCUAUGAUGUUUCAGAGGAAGUACAGCGCCAGUGGAGGUCAGCUGGAAGAACCCCUAUCAGGUGCUCCCAGUGGCAAGUCAGCGUUCAGGAAGGUCAAGCUCGUCUUCUUCACGUUCAUCUUCUGCAUUUGAUCUUAGUCGUGUGAAAGGCCUCGCAGAGUCGACCUCGUAGAUGCCUCGACAAAGCCCUCACUGGAAGACACUCGCGCAGGCUACCGCACACACUUUUGACCCCUGGCGUAGGCGCUCGCGUAUACAUGCUCCCCAGUGUAUACUUUCAUGCACCCAAAAAAGCAGCACUCACCUGGGUUUCCUGACAAAGUUGGGGAUGCUUAGGGGUAAUUAUGUGGCGGGUUUUGUCCAUGUGUUUUGAUCAGCUUCGAACUGCAAGUGGACGAAGCUUCAAGAAUCGUAGAAAUGACGAGCUUCGAGAAUCCUCAAUGUUCAGGAAGUUCAUGCCGUUCGGGCUGCUGACUCUCAUGUCCUGCCUGGGCGUUUUGUUGUCAGGCUCCUUUAUCUUGGCAAAGUACUGAGACACGGUGCUGAGCGUUUGGACCAUCCCCAGACAAAGACAUGUAGCUAGCGCGCAAAAAAA